Molecule: messenger RNA, 3928 nt
Organism: Salmo salar (Atlantic salmon)
Lineage: Eukaryota; Metazoa; Chordata; Actinopteri; Salmoniformes; Salmonidae
Source: RefSeq, a predicted model, not a curated record
UCCUCCAUCUUCCUCCUCCAUCUUCCUCCUCCAUCUUCCUCCUCCAUCUACUUCCUCCAUCUUCCUCCUCCAUCUUCCUCCUCCAUUGAAUAUUUAUCUUUUGUAACGUUGUCCCAGAAACAUUUAAUUGCAGGGCACUCCCACAUAUGAAGGAAUGUGCCUACCUGAUUUAGGGGACACAGUGAAAAGUUUGGACUUCUCUCCCCACAGACAGUAAAGGGUUAAUAAUCCUCACACAGCAGCUUCAUGUUUGGGCCUGUGAGAAUGAGGCCUGCUGAACUAUAAUGAGGCUGUGAGGCCUGCUGAACUAUAAUGAGACUGUGAGGCCUGCUGGACUAUAAUGAGGCUGUGAGGCCUGCUGAACUAUAAUGAGACUGUGAGGCCUGCUGAACUAUAAUGAGGCUGAUGACUGCUGAACUCGAAUGAAGCAGUGAGGCCUGCUGAACUAUAAAGAGGAUGUGAGGACUCCUGAACUAUAAUGAGGCUGAGGCCUGCUGAUCUAUAAUGUCCAGAAGAGACUUGUUGAAUAGCUGUGAGGUCGUGAGGGCUGAACGCUGAGUGCUGUAAUGAGGUCCCUGUUCUGUUUCUGUCUUACCAGAGGUGGUGGAUGGGAUUCCACUGUGUUACUGGAGAGGUGGUGGAUGGGAUUCCACUGUGUUACUGGAGAGGUGGUGGAUGGGAUCCACUGUGUUACUGGAGAGGUGGUGGAUGGGAUUCCACUGCGUUACUGGAGAGGUGGUGGAUGGGAUUCCACUGUGUUACUGGAGAGGUGGUGGAUGGGAUUCCACUGUGUUACUGGAGAGGUGGUGGAUGGGAUUCCACUGUGUUACUGGAGAGGUGGUGGAUGGGAUUCCACUGUGUUACUGGAGAGGUGGUGGAUGGGAUUCCACUGUGUUACUGGAGAGGUGGUGGAAGGGAUUCCACUGUGUUACUGGAGAGAUGGUGGAUGGGAUUCCACUGUGUUACUGGAGAGGUGGUGGAUGGGAUUCCACUGUGUUACUGGAGAGGUGGUGGAUGGGAUUCCACUGUGUUACUGGAGAGGUGGUGGAUGGGAUUCCACUGUGUUACUGGAGAGGUGGUGGAUGGGAUUCCACUGUGUUACUGGAGAGGUGGUGGAAGGGAUUCCACUGUGUUACUGGAGAGGUGGUGGAUGGGAUUCCACUGUGUUACUGGAGAGGUGGUGGAUGGGAUUCCACUGUGUUACUGGGGAGGUGGUCGAUGGGAUUCCACUGUGUUACUGGAGAGGUGGUGGAUGGGAUUCCACUGUGUUACUGGAGAGGUGGUCGAUGGGAUUCUACUGUGUUACUGGAGAGGUGGUGGAUGGGAUUCCACUGUGUUACUGGAGAGGUGGUGGCUGGGAUUCCACUGUGUUACUGGAGAGGUGGUCGAUGGGAUUCCACUGUGUUACUGGAGAGGUGGUCGAUGGGAUUCCACUGUGUUACUGGAGAGGUGGUGGAUGGGAUUCCACUGUGUUACUGGAGAGGUGGUGGAUGGGAUUCCACUGUGUUACUGGAGAGGUGGUCGAUGGGAUUCCACUGUGUUACUGGAGAGGUGUUGGAUGGGAUUCCACUGUGUUACUGGAGAGGUGGUGGCUGGGAUUCCACUGUGUUACUGGAGAGGUGGUGGAUGGGAUUCCACUGUGUUACUGGAGAGGUGCUGAAUGGGAUUCCACUGUGUUACUAGAGAGGUGGUGGAUGGGAUUCCACUGUGUUACUGGAGAGGUGGUGGAUGGGAUUCCACUGUGUUACUGGAGAGGUGGUCGAUGGGAUUCCACUGUGUUACUGGAGAGGUGGUGGAUGGGAUUCCACUGUGUUACUGGAGAGGUGGUGAAUGGGAUUCCACUGUGUUACUGGAGAGGUGGUGGAUGGGAUUCCACUGUGUUACUGGAGAGGUGGUCGAUGGGAUUCCACUGUGUUACUGGAGAGGUGGUGGAUGGGAUUCCACUGUGUUACUGGAGAGGUGGUGGAUGGGAUUCCACUGUGUUACUAGGGAGGUGGUCGAUGGGAUUCCACUGUGUUACUGGAGAGGUGGUGGAUGGGAUUCCACUGUGUUACUGGAGAGGUGGUGGAUGGGAUUCCACUGUGUUACUGGAGAGGUGGUGGAUGGGAUUCCACUGUGUUACUGGAGGUGUGCUGGAUGGGAUUCCACUGUGUUACUGGAGGUGAGCUGAAUGGGAUUCCACUGUGUUACUGGAGAGGUGGUGGAUGGGAUUCCACUGUGUUACUGGAGAGGUGGUGAAUGGGAUUCCACUGUGUUACUGGAGAGGUGGUGGAUGGGAUUCCACUGUGUUACUGGAGAGGUGGUGGAUGGGAUUCCACUGUGUUACUGGAGGUGUGUUGGAUGGGAUUCCACUGUGUUACUGGAGGUGUGCUGAAUGGGAUUCCACUGUGUUACUGGAGAGGUGGUGGAUGGGAUUCCACUGUGUUACUGGAGAGGUGGUGGAUGGGAUUCCACUGUGUUACUGGAGAGGUGGUGGAUGGGAUUCCACUGUGUUACUGGAGAGGUGGUGAAUGGGAUUCCACUGUGUUACUGGAGAGGUGGUGGAUGGGAUUCCACUGUGUUACUGGAGAGGUGGUGGAUGGGAUUCCACUGUGUUACUGGAGGUGUGCUGAAUGGGAUUCCACUGUGUUACUGGAGGUGUGCUGAAUGGGAUUCCACUGUGUUACUGGAGAGGUGGUGGAUGGGAUUCCACUGUGUUACUGGAGAGGUGGUGGAUGGGAUUCCACUGUGUUACUGGAGAGGUGGUGGAUGGGAUUCCACUGUGUUACUGGAGAGGUGGUGGAUGGGAUUCCACUGUGUUACUGGAGAGGUGGUGGAUGGGAUUCCACUGUGUUACUGGAGAGGUGGUGAAUGGGAUUCCACUGUGUUACUGGAGAGGUGGUGGAUGGGAUUCCACUGUGUUACUGGAGAGGUGGUGGAUGGGAUUCCACUGUGUUACUAGGGAGGUGGUCGAUGGGAUUCCACUGUGUUACUGGAGAGGUGGUGGAUGGGAUUCCACUGUGUUACUGGAGAGGUGGUGGAUGGGAUUCCACUGUGUUACUGGAGAGGUGGUGGAUGGGAUUCCACUGUGUUACUGGAGGUGUGCUGAAUGGGAUUCCACUGUGUUACUGGAGGUGAGCUGAAUGGGAUUCCACUGUGUUACUGGAGAGGUGGUGGAUGGGAUUCCACUGUGUUACUGGAGAGGUGGUGAAUGGGAUUCCACUGUGUUACUGGAGGUGUGUUGGAUGGGAUUCCACUGUGUUACUGGAGAGGUGGUGGAUGGGAUUCCACUGUGUUACUGGAGAGGUGGUGGAUGGGAUUCCACUGUGUUACUAGGGAGGUGGUCGAUGGGAUUCCACUGUGUUACUGGAGAGGUGGUGGAUGGGAUUCCACUGUGUUACUGGAGAGGUGGUGGAUGGGAUUCCACUGUGUUACUGGAGGUGUGCUGAAUGGGAUUCCACUGUGUUACUGGAGGUGUGCUGAAUGGGAUUCCACUGUGUUACUGGAGAGGUGGUGGAUGGGAUUCCACUGUGUUACUGGAGAGGUGGUGGAUGGGAUUCCACUGUGUUACUGGAGAGGUGCUGAAUGGGAUUCCACUGUGUUACUGGAGGUGUGCUGAAUGGGAUUCCACUGUGUUACUGGAGAGGUGGUGGAUGGGAUUCCACUGUGUUACUGGAGAGGUGGUCGAUGGGAUUCUACUGUGUUACUGGAGAGGUGGUGGAUGGGAUUCCACCGUGUUACUGGAGAGGUGGUCGAUGGGAUUCUACUGUGUUACUGGAGAGGUGGUGGAUGGGAUUCCACUGUGUUACUGGAGAGGUGGUGGAUGGGAUUCCACUGUGUUACUGGAGAGGUGGUGGAUGGGAUUCCACUGUGUUACUAGAGAGGUGCUGGAUGGGAUUCCACUGUGUUACUGGAGAGGUGGUCGAUAGGAUUCUACUGACAGGUGCGC